AUGUUCAUAUCCACAGAGACACAACUAGAGAGCUUACUGAAGGAUCUGGGGUUGGAGCACCACUUCGCAGAGAAGCUAUCCCUGGGCACAGUACUUCAGAUUGAAGAGAGGACCAUUAGUCAUGAACCUGCCAAGUGUAAUUCAGAUCUUCCAUGGUAUUUUCUAAAGAAACUGAUGAUGGUUAACGUGACAGCUAGAAAUGUGAAAUGUACAUCAGAAUGUGAAUCAACCUGUGAGGAUGCUUCAGGAAAUACAGGGUUAGAUCUUGAUGGUCUGUUUGAUAGUCUACAUUCAGGUGACGUGAUAAACCCCCUUGACAUAAUCACUGCUCUCUUUCUGUGUUCUGAUGGUUUUGUACGGCAGGAAAUGGCAGUCAAAAUGUCUCUGUGUCAGUUUUCUGUGCCUCUGCUGCUUCCUAAUUGUGACACAAAGCAGUGCACACUCAUGCUUUGGGCCAUGAGAGACAUUGUUAGAAGGUACAGACCUCAGUCACUUUCAGAGUCCAAGGGUUUCACUGAAGACAGGAUUGUUGUCUCUGAACUUCCAAUGAUAUCAUUUGUGAGACUGGGUGAGUGCUCAUUGUCUAAGUCUGAGACCCUCAAUAAGCUUCUGAGCAAUUCUCAGCAGUACCAUGACACAUUUAUUCACCGUAACAUGUGUGGUGACAGUUCAAGGAGAAUAUCCAAUGGAUUGACUGAAGUUACUUGGUACCUUCCAUGUGGGAACAAAAACAUGGAUAUUUUCAGUGAGCCUGUAGCUGUAGCUAACCUUCGUGGGGACAUUGCUUCAUUUGAAACACAAUUUUCUUUUUUGUGUCAGACAUCUGCAGCAGUGUUUGUGUUCUUUGACAAUUUGGACUCUGAGUGCGAGCUGCUUACCAACCAACACCACAAGGCACAGAUCUUCUUAGUGGGCAACCACCAAACACAGAGCUUCAGUAAAGAUGCUCUUACUAGGUUAGCGAGAAAGUUGGGCUUGACUAACAGCAACAUCCGUUUGAAGGCUAAGCACAUGAAUGAUGCAGACUUCAUCAAACAUCUGCGGAAAACAGUCAGCAAUGUAGUUGAGAACACAAAGAUGAAGAUGGGGAUUGAGCAGAUGGCUGACAUUGCCCAUGAAUUAGGUAUCUUGGUGGAUGAGGACUGUGCAGAGUGCCAAACUGCCAAGAAAAAUGCAGAUGCCAUCACUGCAGAAAUUCAAGACACCCUUAAAUACAAAGAAGCUCAGCUUCCCUUGCAGGGCCAAAUAUGGAAGGAACUGACUGUCUUAGAGAAGGAAGAAUUUCGCCUUCGAAAAGUUGGGUCUGAAAACAUAGAAAAGUACAAAAGUGAUCUUCAGAUACGGAAAAUAAAACUUUGGGUACAACAGAACUCUUAUGACAUGUCAAACGCUAUGACAUGUUUCAUCAAAGCAAUAUCAAGUCCAGGGAUAGAGAGGAGAUAUUUCCUGAAAUGGAUGCGAAUGAACCUCGAUAACCUGUCUCAAGAAAAACUGUCUGGCCUCAGGGAGCAGUACAAAAAGAAAUGUGAAAAUUCUGAAAACAAAGAGGAGAUCAAAGAAAUUGACAGGCAACUUUCCAACACCUCAAUGGGGACUGAACAUUUCCGUGAAAUGGGUCAGAUCUAUGAAGCUUCACUUUCCCUUCCAGAAACAGACCCAUCACGUCAACAAUUACAAAAUCUGCCCAGACUAUGCGCAGAGUUGUUGCUUGAUGGAUUUCCCCUUGAGCUUGUAGAUGGAGAUGCAUCCAACAUACCUCUCAGAUGGGUGAGUGACGUUCUCUCUCAGCUCAAUGACUUGGUGUCUCCUAAGAGCAAGAUACUGGUAGUCACAGUUCUUGGAGUUCAGAGCACAGGAAAGUCCACUCUCCUCAACACCAUGUUUGGAGUGCAGUUUGCAGUCAGCAGUGGUCGAUGCACUCGAGGUGCGUUUAUGUUGCUGAUCAGAAUCAAUGAAGAUGUCAAAAAAGAACUCAACUGUGACUUCAUGGUGAUCAUUGACACUGAGGGCUUAAAGUCACCAGAGCUUGCUCAACUGGACAAUAGCCAUGAGCACGACAACGAGCUUGCAACACUUGUUGUGGGGCUGAGUGAUAUCACCAUCAUCAAUAUUGCAAUGGAGAAUUCAACAGAAAUGAAGGACAUCCUACAAAUAGUUGUGCAUGCUUUUCUCAGGAUGAAAGAGGUGGGCAAAAAGCCCAAAUGUAUGUUUGUUCACCAGAAUGUGUCAGAUGUUUCAGCCCAUGACAAGAACUUACGAGACAGGAAACUGCUCUUGCAGCAGCUAAACGAGAUGACCCAGGCAGCAGCCAAGAUGGAAAAGAAAGAGGAGAACAAGAGCUUCACUGAUGUGAUGGAGUACAGUCCCGACACUGGGAACUGGUACAUUCCUGGACUCUGGAAUGGAAACCCACCAAUGGCACCAGUCAAUGCAGGGUACAGUGAGGCCGUUUAUGAGCUCAAGAAGAACAUCAUCCAAAUUUUGGGAAGGUGUGAGUCAUCUGCUAAUAAUAUCAUGGAGUUUACAGAGUGGAUGGAAAGCCUGUGGAAUGCAGUAAAGCACGAAAACUUCAUCUUCCGCUUCAGAAACAGCCUAGUGGCUGAUGCAUACAUGAGGCUGAGCACAGAGUUCAACAAAUGGGAAUGGGAAUUAAAAAAAGAAAUGUACACUUGGGUUACAAAAGCUGAAACAAGAAUUUCUAAUUUCGGCACAGUUGCUGGAAAAUCUGAGAUAUUUGACAUGAAAGAACUUCUCACUAGUUUGAAAAGUGAAGCUUGCACAGAGCUGACUAAAUGGGAGUCAAAAAUUCUUGGAAAUUUAAAACAGUACUUUGACAAUGUGUAUCUAGUUGAAAGAUACAGAGAGGAAUUCUCAAUCAGUGCAAAGAGCCUUCGUCGAGAAAUGGAGAGCUCUGUAUAUAAUCAGCUCACAGCAGCAGCUGACAUCAGACAGGGAAUGACAAAACUUGACAGAAUCAAGAAAAACCACACAAAAGAAUUAGAGGGGAGAGUGCGUCAGCUGAUUGAGGAAUGUCGGGGGAAAAAAAGUCCAGAUGACAGACAAAGAACUAGACCAAGAAUUUGAUAAGAUGUGGAAAAGU
This is a messenger RNA of Micropterus salmoides (largemouth bass), 3100 nucleotides long. Its product is annotated as up-regulator of cell proliferation-like. Gene Ontology annotation, molecular function: GTPase activity; GTP binding. The record is from RefSeq and is a predicted model, not a curated record. Lineage: Eukaryota; Metazoa; Chordata; Actinopteri; Centrarchiformes; Centrarchidae.